This is a messenger RNA of Morchella importuna, 960 nucleotides long. RefSeq lists its product as uncharacterized. The record is from RefSeq and is a predicted model, not a curated record. Bases 1 to 960 code for a protein of 319 amino acids. The transcript has a single exon. NCBI's taxonomy places the organism in Eukaryota, Fungi, Ascomycota, Pezizomycetes, Pezizales, Morchellaceae.
AUGUCCCUUAGAUCCCACCCUCUCGGAAAGUUCUUGUCUCUCGGAUCUCUCCAGUUAGGGUGCCUCGUUCAAAGCGCCAAAAAUCCCCAACAAGAUUUGCACAACCCGUUCGAAUCUCGCCCAACGGACGAUGAAUUCGACGUUGUUUCCCACAAAAACCUCCGCGCAAGUCAAAACUCUUCAAAUACCUCAAAGUUUCGGUCAUACCUCAGUGAUGCGCUCUCCUCCUUUCGCGAGACACGAAGUACCGCCGCCACCAGCCUAAUGACCCCAGAAGCCACGACCUAUGAGCUCAAGAACUCCGGAAAGUGGUUCAAAGAUGCAUGUAAAAACCCUGAAACACAAGAGUGGAUCGAGGAGACCAUCAACGAAAACCGCAAUAUAUACCUUGUUGUCGGAUUUCUUAUCGUCAAAGAUGCCCAGCUGUCCAGAACGCUGGUUUCGAGGACCAAAGGUGGGAUGGGCGCAGAGGUAUUGGCCAAUCCUCUACCUACCGGCGGGAUGGUAAGUAUAACUACUCUGAUAAGCCUUACCUCCGGUGUUCAAUUUUCGAACGAGGCUGCCUAUGGUCAAAUGAGUGUCUUUGAUAUGCCCGGCGACCACAUCAUUGCUGUGCGGUACCGCAAGGUUCAACACAAAUGGUUUCAGAGCCGAAAGGUCAACAAUCUGUUCCUUGAGGAGGGAACUCGAUGGAAGUCUGAUUUCAAGUGGAGGGGAGACGAGGACGAGGACGAAGAUGAGGACGAGGAUAUACUAGACGCAACCCUCACAGGUGUAGAAGACAUGGAUAUCUUAGAGGAAGUAAACAAAAGUGAUGAGGACAUGAGUGGGAUCAAUGAGCCGGCAUCACGUUCACCCUGCCCAGUCACUGAGCAGGAUCCGGCAACCACAAGCCACAGAGUGAAACGGAAAUGGAGCCAGGAUGCUGAAGAGGAAACGCCUAAGCGGCCGAGGAUCUAA